ACCUUCAUUUCAGAGCAACAUGAGAACCACCUUUAUGCUGUUAUAUACCUGUUGGAGUGCAGGUGUGUGUGUCUCUGCCCAGUCGAACGUGCUGAACAGCAUUGUGGGAGAGACGGUCACGCUCCCAGCCGCAGUGAAGGACACCGGCUUCUUGCUGAAAGCUGGCAGUGGAAUAGCGACAGUGGUCAGUCACUCCUGCCAGAUCACCAACUACAGCUACAGUGCCCGGCUGCGGUGGGACCCCAGCUCUGGGCUCUUCUCCCUCAGGGGCCUGAGGACAGAGGACUCUGGGGACUACACAGUACAGGACAGCGGUGCCAACUUAAAAACCUUCCACCUGGAUGUGUGGGACCCAGUACCCAGACCUCAGGUGUCCAGCAGGAGCAGGGUGAAACCCAGCUGCAGUGUGCUGUGCUCUGUGGAGAAUGGGAGAGAGCUCACCCUGUCCUGGCACAGAGAGGGGCGGAUACUGUCCUACACCAGCAGCCCCAAUCUCAGCACCCCCCUGUCCCUCCCUCUGGAGAUAGAAGAGAACAGUGCCCCCUACAGCUGCGUGACUGCAAACCCUGUCAGCAAAAAGACUGUCAUAGGCAGACCGGAAGAGCACUGCUUUGAAUCUGUGUGGAAGCCUCAUAUAAAGACCUCAGCAGCACAAGGGGGCAGGAGCUGCUCACUGCAGUGCUCUGUGCAGAACGGAAGAGAGCUCACCCUGUCCUGGAGGACAGAGGGGGAGACACUGUCCCACACCAGAGACCCCAAUCUCAGCACCCUGUCCCUCACUCUGGAGAUAGAGGCGUCCAACUCCACCUACACCUGUGUGGCUACAAACCCCAUCAGUGAGGAGAGAACAGCCUUCCUCCCCACACAGGUCUGCGGGCAAGAGGGUCAUCGUUCCCAUGAUGCAGUGCUGUAUGUAAUGUUUGUGUUGAGGCUGGUGGAGUUUGUGUUGGUGACUCUGGCAGUGGUUGUGUUACUCCAUCUGUAUCAUAAAGUUCUCACUCAAAACAGCACUGUGAGAAGAGGCCAGAGAAGAUAUCAGGAGGCAGAUACAGCACUGUAGAUUCACACACACACACCCACACACACACACACACACACACACACACACACAUACCCACCCACCCUCACCCACACACACACACACACACACACACAGCCAUCCACACAUACUCACCCACACAUACCCAUCCACACACACUCACCCACACACACCCAUCCACACACACACACAUUCACACACACACACACACACACACACACACUCGUAUGCCAUCCAGAGUGAGGACCGUGUAAACUGACUUCAAACUGAGGACCCCGGAGCCGCGGUGGCAUAACUGGCUAAGAUGCAGCGGACUUGCAGUUGCAGUUUGAUUCGCGGUCCUGCCAAAACGCCAAGUUUGGCCGCCUCUUGUGGAGCGGCAUAAUCGGCUCGCUGCUCCAGAGGGAGGGGUUAGCAGAUCAUUGCUCACAACAGCACCCCGGGCGCCUCGGAAUCACAGUCACAAGCAAAAAAUUUUAACUACUAAAGUGAGGACUUUCUUGUCGCUGGGCAGAUGCUAAGGAGAUGCAGGUUUCCUGAUUGAACAAUGUUAUCCGGAUUUGGUAAUUUUUUGGUUCGUGCUGGUGGUGUUAGAUGAGUUAGGCGUGGUGUUGUUAGAUGAGUUAGGCGUGGUGUUGUUAGAUGAGUUAGGCAUGGUGUUGUUUAGAUGAGUUAGGCGUGGUGUUGUUUAGAUGAGUUAGGCGUGGUGUUGUUUAGAUGAGUUAGGCGUGGUGUUGUUUAGAUGAGUUAGGCGUGGUGUUGUUUAGAUGAGUUAGGUGUGGUGUUGUUUAGAUGAGUUAGGCGUGGUGUUGUUUAGA
Molecule: messenger RNA, 1857 nt
Organism: Conger conger (European conger)
Lineage: Eukaryota; Metazoa; Chordata; Actinopteri; Anguilliformes; Congridae
Product: hepatic and glial cell adhesion molecule-like
Exons: 6
Coding region: 20-1060 (346 amino acids)
Source: RefSeq, a predicted model, not a curated record